Messenger RNA from Lineus longissimus, 4044 nucleotides. Its product is annotated as structural maintenance of chromosomes protein 6-like. Gene Ontology annotation, biological process: double-strand break repair via homologous recombination. Lineage: Eukaryota; Metazoa; Nemertea; Pilidiophora; Heteronemertea; Lineidae. Gene Ontology annotation, cellular component: site of double-strand break; nucleus; Smc5-Smc6 complex. Gene Ontology annotation, molecular function: damaged DNA binding; single-stranded DNA binding. The record is from RefSeq and is a predicted model, not a curated record. Bases 209 to 3505 code for a protein of 1098 amino acids. The transcript has 23 exons.
UGUAUACUGGUAAACCAUGUAUACUUUGUUCCUCAAUACAUUUUCGUUAAUGUUUUGACAAAAACAAGUGUUUAAAGCUGCUGAGAGCGAUGAUGUGAAGUCUGUGAAGAACCCUGUUCGUUUUGAGUAGAAACUCGACGUCAUUUAGCUAUCGUUUUAUUGUUCCAAUUUAGACAUUGUGGGUGUGUAGUGAAGUGCAAGCCCCAAGAUGUCCAAGAGGAGGUCAAGUGGCAGUAGCCGUCCUACUGCUGGGCCUUCCAGCAAACGGUCUCGGGGCGAAGAAAGUGAUGAAGAGUGUAUGGAGAUUGAUGAGUCCCAGUGUCCCGACUUCUUCAACCCUAUAACAAUGGGUAAAGAAGCGGAAGUGGGCAUUAUUGAGCAAGUUUCGAUGAAAAACUUCAUGUGUCACAACCGACUGGAUUUCAAGUUCUGUCCUCAUGUCAACUUCGUUGUGGGACGAAAUGGCAGUGGAAAGAGUGCUAUUCUGGCAGCCCUUGUAGUUGGAUUGGGUGGCAAGGCCAGCAUGACGAACCGUGGAACCACAAUUAAGAACUUUAUCAAAAUAGGCAGAUCGAGUGCUGAGACUAUGGUCCGUUUGCGAAACAGAGGCACCGAUGCGUUCAAGCCGCAUGAGUAUGGCGACUCAAUUAUCGUGGAGAGAGUUCUUCGAACUGAUGGCUCAAGCUCGUACAAGCUCAAGAGCAAAGAUGGUCGCUUGGUAUCACAGAAAAGAGAAGAGCUUGUCCAUAUUCUUGAUCAGUUCAAUGUCCAGGUUGAGAACCCAGUAGCCAUACUGAAUCAAGAUACAAGUAAAAACUUCCUACAUUCAAGUAAACCGCAAGACAAAUAUAAGUUUUUUCUGAAGGCAACGCAAUUGGAGCAGAUGAAGUUGGACUACGCCUAUGCCAAUGACCAGAGAGAGAACACCAUGGAAAUCAUCAGUCGGAAAGAAAAGAUGAUUCCCCAGUUGGAGAAGGAAGUGCAAGAAUGGCAGCAAAAGUUCAAGGCGGUUUUAGGACUGGAUGAACUGCGUAAGAAAGUUGAGGAACUGAAGAAAGAGAUGGCUUGGGCCCUUGUGGCUAACAAGGAAAAGGAGCUUGAACCGUUCAUGAAGCAGCUGAGAAACCAGGAAGCCAGGACGCCAAAAUUUGAAAAAAAGGUGCUAGAAUCUCAGGAGAAAGUGAAUGAGUGUCUGAAAAGGAGAGAGGAGAUCCAGAAAAAACUGCAGGAACUUAGCAAAGAGGUGAAGGAACUUGAGCCCCAGCAUGAGCAAACCAAGCGUGCGGUCAACGAGAAGAAGAAGAUCUAUAAGAAUGCUGUGAUGGAAUGGCGUAAGGUGGAGAGCGAUUGCAGAAAUGCCAAUAACGACAGAAAGCAGCUUCUCGACAAAAUUUACGAGAUAAAACACUCUGAGCGCCAGGAUCAAACUGACAAGAUCCGCAGAGAAGAGCAGAUUGGCCGUCUAAAAGACGAACUUAAGGCGCUGAUGGAGGAGCGUCAUACUCUGGAACAUCAGUUGGAGCAGCACAGGAAUGCCAAUGGCAAGAUGAAGGAGGAGCAGUACAGAAUAAGAAAUGAUGACAAAGAACUCAAGAUGUUGAUAAGUAACAAAGUGCGGGAAAAAAAGGAGGUUGAGGCAUCAAGGAAUAACAGUCUCAAGAAGUUUGGCCAAUUCAUCCCAGAUCUAGUCAAGAAAAUCGAGGUGGCUCACAAGCAGGGAAGAUUCCAUCAAAAACCCAGAGGUCCCAUUGGAGCUCAUAUCCACCUGCGAGACCAGAAUUGGGCCGUUGCUGUCGAGGGGUCCCUGAAGAACCUCCUGCUGUCAUUCUGUUGCAAUGAUCAUCAGGAUGAGCGAGUCCUGGAACAAGUCAUGAAAGAAACCGGCAUACCUAUGGGAAGGAAGCCAGCCAUCAUAUGCAGCAGAUUUCUGCCCCACUUUCAUGAUGUGUCCAGAAGCCGAGCAACGUGCGAGUUCCCUACAAUUCUUGAUGUUCUUGAGGUGGAGGAUUCAGUAAUUGCAAAUUGUCUAGUCGAUCAGAGGAACAUAGAAAACAUCAUUCUCAUCCGUGAUCCAAAAGUUGCCCGUAAUAUCAUGAUGAGAAAUGUGCCACCAAAUGUCCGUGAGGCUUUCACACCAAAAGGUGAUCAACUGCUGCAUUCUCCCACCUUCAGAUAUUAUUCAGCCAAAGAUGAAGGGUCAAAGUACCUAAGUGUAAAUGUAGAGGAAAACAUCAAAACACUCACUCAGGAGAUCAAGGAGUAUCAGAACCAGCUGCACAUUGUCUCAAACAGGCUCGCAGAGGUGGACGGGCAUAUACGUGAUUGCAAGCAACAGGAAAACGCCACCCAGACCCGCCUCAUGAAGAUCAGAGAGAAGAGUAGCAAGAUACAAAUGGAGAUCGACGAACUGGUUAACAUCGAAGAGCCAGAAGCUGUUGACAUCAUAACGUUGGAAGAGGAGGUUCAGAAGUACGAUGAACAACUUGAGACGCUGAACGAACAUGUCCAGGCUGGCAAAGACAAGUGUGAGGAAGCUAAGAAUGCCAUGGAGACAGCCGAGCAGACGUACAAAGAGAUAGAUCAGAGGAUACGAGCAGUCGCCGAUAUGGCAGACCCAUUGAAAGAUGACCUUGGCCAGAUUGAUGGGCAGAUCGAGUACGCCCGAAGCAACAAGCAGCAUUAUGAUAUCAAGAUGAAGGAGCAUGUGAAAAAGAUCAAGGAGAUACAGAAAGAUCUUGAUGAUGCCAAACAAGAUCUAGAGGAGAAGGUCAAGUGGGCUGAGGAAAUAUGCGACCGCAUUAACACACGCAGGUCGCCACAUAAUCUCGAGAGUGAAAUCCUGCAGAUAGAAAAGCGCAUCAAAACAGAGGAGAAAAAUCGUGGCAACAAAGAAGAAAUCACCAAGAAGUACUAUGAGAAUUUGAACAAAUUCAAAAAGAUCAGACAGGAGGUCAAGAACUGCAACAAAUUUAUUCAGAUACUAAAAACUGCCAUCGCGCUCAGAAAUAAGCAAUAUUGUCAAAUGCAGCAAGACCUUUCCUUGCGAGUUAGAAUACUCUUUAUAAAUUUACUGAACGUAAACAAAUACAGUGGGAAGCUGGACUUCAAUCACUUCCGUAAAGAGGUGGUCCUCAAUGUGCAGCCGUUGUCAGCAGAGGAUGGAGGUGGAGCACGGGAUGGAGCUGGAGCAAAGGAUAUGAAGUCGCUGUCUGGAGGCGAGAGAUCAUUUGCUACAGUCUGCUUCAUCUUGGCUCUGUGGGAUGCAAUGGAAUCUCCAUUCAGAUGUCUCGACGAGUUUGAUGUCUUCAUGGACAUGGUGAACAGACGCAUCAGCCUGGACAUGAUGCUGAAAGCUGCCGAGCAGCAGAAAGGACGCCAGUUCAUCUUCCUGACACCACAGCACUUGAGUCGAAUCAAGUCCAAAUCAAACAUUCGAAUCUACAAGAUGCCCGACCCCGAGAGAGGUCAACAGACUCUGGAUUUCACAGGUGGUGGAGACGCUUAAACUAUAAGGUGUGGAACAUCGUGAUGAAAGAUGUGGAAAUUGACAAUACAAGGAAUGAAUGUUGUGCUAUGCAAACGCUUGGAACUGUGUUAAACUCUUUGUGUUCGUAUACAUGUAUGAUCGUUUGUGGUUUGCUCCCGUUUUAAUGAUUCAGACCUUUUAUAAUAACAAGUUAAUGAUUAGAUAAUUUUUUUAAUUUGUCAAAAGAGGUAUCUGCAUAAUCAUAUGCAAGGCUCAAUGCCAGAAUCAAAGUAAGUCCAAGUGCAAAAGAUGGCAAUGUGUUGUGUGUUCCAGAUGAAGGUGCAUGUAUUUUCAUACCGUGAUAGUAGUUAUAGUAAACAAUACAUAUAUUUUAAAGAGAGGUAAAAAAUAACUAUAGUUGAAGAGAUCGUUUUUAUAUGUAGAAUAUUGGCUGGUAUAUGUUUAGCAGAAUUGGACCAGCAUCUACAUGUGUUAUAGUUUGAUCAUUUUCAUUCAUACCGACACGCAUUUAUAAGGAAAAUCUUUUUGAAUAAUAUCAAUAUAUUUUGUAAAAUAAA